AUGAGAUCUGUUGAAAUAACUCCUAGUAAGGGUAACGAAGAUGGUCGAUGCGAUGGUUCCCUCAUUAGUUACCCGGAGACUCGCCAGAGUUAUAUAAUUCAUGGCGUUGUAGAGAAAGCAAACCUUUUCUGGCAAACGGUUUAUGAACAGCGAUGUCCGUUCAUUGUGAUGCUUUCCGUUAAUAGAUCCAUCCCAUACUUUCCACUCAACGAAGGUGAUACGAUCCUUUAUGAACUGUAUCAGGUUAAAUGCACUAAAAAGAUUGUGAAUGAGGAAUACAUUGUUCGUUCUUUUACGCUUGUAUGGAUUCAGGAAAGAAAGAAGCCUCACACACUUACCCAUAUUCUAUGUAAAUCAUGGGGAUCCCAAGCUCCAACCCUUGAGCGCUUCGAAGAAUUUUUUGAUUAUUGGAACAAGUGCAAAACUUCUAACACUGAUAUGCGGAAUGCAAACAAAAUGUACACACGCGAUUGUGCAGUUUCUUCUCCUGUUAUUCAAAGUAACGCCGGAAUGGGACGUGUUGGUUGUUUCCUCAUCAUCGAUGUCAUCUCUGAUCUGCUGAGAAAUAAUAUCAGACACCACUACAACAUUGAGAAAAUGAUGGUGGAAUUGAAAACUGAACUCCCUCAAGGUAUUUCCAAUUUGAAUGAAUACAAGUUUGUUGGUGACCAAGUUGUUUGGGAAAUUGAGAAGUUGAGUGGAGAUAGCUAUGUAAGGCCGCAAGUCACCAAUACUUUGGGAACCCGGAAAUUCGGUACCAGAAAUGUGGAGCGGAUGGUUUGUUCGAAUAAUGGAAUGUCAAACUUCGAAGCAAUACGUCAGCAUAGAUACCUCAAAAUGGGUGUGGAAGUCACGAAGAAUGUGGUUAAUGUAACUAGAAAUUUCAUUUCCGAAUCUCUACGAAAAAAAGAAGAACUUCCCCCAAGACCAUCAUUUGCCACUAAAGUUUGGAGAAUUUUAACUCGUUUCUGUAAUUACUUCCGGAAAAAUGAAUGGAGCGAGUGGGAUACCUCUGACACUGCCAUGCUCAUUGACUAUGACUCUGAUGUUGAGUAA
Messenger RNA from Caenorhabditis remanei, 1056 nucleotides. RefSeq lists its product as uncharacterized. The record is from RefSeq and is a predicted model, not a curated record. Bases 1 to 1056 code for a protein of 351 amino acids. The transcript has 3 exons. Gene Ontology annotation, biological process: protein dephosphorylation. NCBI's taxonomy places the organism in Eukaryota, Metazoa, Nematoda, Chromadorea, Rhabditida, Rhabditidae. Gene Ontology annotation, molecular function: protein tyrosine phosphatase activity.